Messenger RNA from Porites evermanni, 879 nucleotides. The record is from the annotation of a GenBank genome assembly. Lineage: Eukaryota; Metazoa; Cnidaria; Anthozoa; Scleractinia; Poritidae.
AUGCCUCACAAUGUCUACUGUUUACAUCUGGAUAAGAAAUCCGCGGAGAACUUCAAACGUGCCGUUCAUUCCUUUAUUGAUUGUUUGCCAAACGUUUUCGUAACAAAGAAAUUGAUAGACGUUGUUUGGGGACACGUGUCCGUUUUGCAAGCAGAGUUGAACUGCAUGGAAGAUCUUUUCCACAGCGAUGUACCGUGGAAGUAUUUAAUCACGUUGGUGGCACAAGAUUACCCCCUUUAUGACAACAAAGGCAUCGUUGAGGGGCUGAAAAAACUCAACGGACUGAACAACAUAGAGAGUUAUCCUAUGCCGGAGCACUUUGCCUAUCGCGCGAACACAAUCUGGACUCUUACAAAAACAGGGAAAGGGAAAGAACACGAUGGUUACAGAAUGGAUUGUACAUGGAAACCAAAGGCCCCCCCUCCUCAUAACAUCACUAUAAUGAAAGGAUGGAACCAUAUUGCAGCAACAAGGAAAUUUGUGGAGUUUGUCUUGUACGAUAAAAUAGCCACCGACUUUUAUCAAUGGUUAUCCGAUAUUUUCAUCCCAGAUGAAGUGUUUUUCUCUUCUUUGCAGCGUCAUCCGGGAACCCCUGGCGGUUACCAUGACAACGAUAAUCAUAAGUGGAUAAUGCGCGCGUUCGCGUGGAUUCGUGAAACCGACAAUCGACAGUGUUUCGGCAACUGGAUUAGACACAAUUGCUGGCUUUCUACUCGUGAUCUUCGCUGGAUUUUGGCGGAGAAAGAUCUGAACAAGCUUUUUACUCAAAAGAUUCCAUUCGAAUACGAAGAAAAUUUAGUAGAGUGUUUAUCUGCAGUCAUUCAAGACAGGGAAUACCCAUCUGACUUCACCCAAAACUACAAUACAGCCGUUUCUUAG